UUGCGGUGGUUCAGGAUUUGUUUUAUUUUCUUGUUUUACUGUUUUCCUCUUUCCAUCCAUUAUGAGUGAUUUUGAUGGGAUGGUGUGGUUUUAUCUGGCGUCCAAUCAUAGACUUGGGCAUGUGUUUCUAUGCGAAUGUGCUUUUUUUCUUCUCUACUUUCACUUUGUCAUCGUUCAUGUGGAACGAGAUCAAAAGAGUUUGAGUGGAAGGCUUCUCUGUCGAUGCAUCACCCUGAUUUGCAUGGUCCAUUGUCGCGGAUUUUCUUCCCUGUUGCAUCAAGAAAAAGAGUGUGCUUGGCCUCUGUUUGCAUAAUCAUCACGGCCGUUUUUCAAUCUUUCAUGUCAGCUCCCCCAGUCCACCCUGUAUGUAGAGCCGAUGUGUCCCUUGAUAGGGUAUGCACGUUCGGACUGGGGCUGCCAAGGUGUUUCCAUACACGUCGCUCAUACAAAGUCAAAGUCAUCUUUGAAUGCUUUUCUAUCCUCGUGUGAUUGUGAGGUCUGUUGCGUAUGGCCUGUUUAUUUUCUCUCUCCUUCCCCCAUUCUCUGUGACUUACAUUGUCAUCUGGGUGUGGCCGGGGUUGCCUAUGGAAUCCGACUGCUGCCGAAGGAAGGCCAGCUAGCUGUGUUGGCGCUUCUUGAGGCCUGGUUCGGUUGAAU
Molecule: messenger RNA, 657 nt
Organism: Aspergillus aculeatinus CBS 121060
Lineage: Eukaryota; Fungi; Ascomycota; Eurotiomycetes; Eurotiales; Aspergillaceae
Exons: 1
Coding region: 130-489 (119 amino acids)
Source: RefSeq, a predicted model, not a curated record